Messenger RNA from Drosophila hydei, 1645 nucleotides. RefSeq names its product phenoloxidase-activating factor 2. The record is from RefSeq and is a predicted model, not a curated record. Bases 323 to 1393 code for a protein of 356 amino acids. NCBI's taxonomy places the organism in Eukaryota, Metazoa, Arthropoda, Insecta, Diptera, Drosophilidae. Gene Ontology annotation, biological process: proteolysis. The transcript is spliced from 2 exons. Gene Ontology annotation, molecular function: serine-type endopeptidase activity.
UUAUUGACACAGGCUAACAGUUGAAAUAUGUUUGUUAAUAUAUGAGGUCCAAGCGGUUGAUAGAGCUAAAGUGAUUUAGUGCUGCGAAGCAGAGAAGACGAUUUAUUUGGAUCUGCCAGACGCUUGCGCUGAUUGCCGGAUCAUCAAGUGACUGGACUAGGGAGCUAUUUAUAGAAUCCACAGUCACGCUCCAAGCUAUAUUUAAACCAAUCAAGAAGCAGGCCUGACCUCUUGGGAGCCUUGGCUGGGUGCUAUAAAAGCCGGAGGCCAAUUCACAGCGCAGUUCAAGUUCAGAUCGAGGGCGCGCCAAUAGUUCCAUAAGAUGCAAAUUGUGUUUCUCAUUUGUGCAAUAUUCUGCGUGGCAGCUGUGCUUGGGAGUUCGGAAUCGUGUGCACCAGGCAAGCGCUGCGUGUCCUAUGAUCUGUGCAAUGAGGGGCUCCUUGUGGACGGCCACUUCUACUCCGAUCGCAGCCGCACUCUGCAGGACGAGCAGCACUGCCACUACAUGGAAAAGUGCUGCAAUGUGAACGAGACGCUUUCAGCCGGCAGCGGAUUCAACUAUAGCGAUUCACUCUCAGCUCUGCCUCAGUGUGGCGGACGCCUGGAUCUUUGGCUCCACUUGCGUCCGCUGGGCUACAAGAAGCAGGAGUCAAAGUUUGGCGAGUUUCCUUGGCUUGUGGCGAUCUAUGGAGCAGAUGGGUAUCUGUGCAGUGGCGCGCUGCUCACACCUUUAGCAGUAAUAACCGCCGCACACUGUGUCCAGGACCAAGUGGCGACUGAUCUGCGUGUGGUUGCAGGGGAAUGGGAUGCAGCAGUUCAGCUGGAGCCAUUGCCGCAUCAGGAACGAAAUGUGUCCGAACUGUUAAUCCACCCAAAUCAUACACAAUCCCCGGCAGCCCAUAAUCUGGCUCUGCUCCUGCUCGAUUCUCAGGAAGCAUUUCAGCUGACGCCCCAUGUGCAGGUGAUUUGCCUGCCACCGCCGCAGCUCAUCUACAACUACAGCCAGUGCUACGUGGCGGGCUGGCGACACUCGCAGUUCAAUGGCAAUGAGACGCUGCCCAGGCGUUGGCCUCUCUACAUUCUGCCGCGGGAUCAGUGUGGCUCCAAGCUGCGCUUGGCCAUUUUGGGCCGUCGCUAUGCGCUCAAUGAGACGCUCCUCUGUGCUGGCGGCGACAAGGACGCUAUUGUCUGCGGCGACAUGGGUGCCAUACCCCUCAUGUGCCCCCUCUCCGGCAGCAAUGAUCGUUACGUGCUCGCCGGACUGCUGGCUCGUGCCGCCCGUUGCGAUGGCCCCCAGCUGUUAAGCAUCUACUCGAACGUGAAGUUCUACAGGCGCUGGAUCGAUCAAAAGUUGAGGGAGCGCGAACUGGACAUCAGACAUUAUAUGGUUUAGAGCAGACGCAGAUCUAAGACGAAUGCACUAAGCUCAAUGAUAAAGGCUUAGCUAAUCCGUAUAAAACUUAAAGUUAAUCUUAGAGUAAAACACUGAAGACAAUAUAUAAAAAUAUAUCUCUGUUAAUAUUUGUAAAUUUUAUCUUUGCAAAUAUAUUUUAUAUUCCCACAAUUGUUCACUUUAUGGAGUAAUUAAAAGGGGACAUCAACUGGGGUUCACAUGAGGAUCAAGCCAAAAUGUUAACAAGUGUAA